GUCCAGGGGCUUAGUAUAAAUGGCCCAAGAGGGUGAGGUAACUUCAAGCAUUCACUGGGUGCUGCUGACUGCACCGGUUCUCACGUUCUCUGGCAGCAUGAGGGGCCCCACUCUCGCUCUGUUUCUCUUCUCCGUCCUGUUGACUGCGGUGCAAGCAAGGAGCAGGGAGACUGUGAAGCUCUGUGGCCUCGACUACGUAAGAACAGUGGUCUACAUCUGUGCCAGCUCUCGAUGGAGGAGGCACCUGGAGGAGGCGCCCCCAACUCAGCGAGCCCAGCCAAGAAGCCACUUUCAUCUCCCAGACAGACAGGAGACAUCCAAGGAAACUCUUGAGCACAAGCUUCCCGAGAUGGAUUUCUCAGGCCAGGAGCUUGUUCAGGAUCCACAGACGCCCGUGGAAAGGUUUUGGCAGUGGAAGAAGUACUCAGUGAUGUCCAAACGAGAUCUGUGCUGCACAGAAGGCUGCUCCAUGACUGAGCUCAGUACACUCUGUUAGGAAGUGCCUAUACCCACGGGCGAGCUUCAGCAUAUAUCUAAUUGGUAUUCUACCACUGAGUCCCAGCAUCUAUCACUACAGUCAUGGUUU
Molecule: messenger RNA, 586 nt
Organism: Microtus ochrogaster (prairie vole)
Lineage: Eukaryota; Metazoa; Chordata; Mammalia; Rodentia; Cricetidae
Gene: Insl5
Product: insulin like 5
Biological process (GO): positive regulation of feeding behavior
Cellular component (GO): extracellular region
Molecular function (GO): G protein-coupled receptor binding; hormone activity
Source: RefSeq, a predicted model, not a curated record